Trichomonas vaginalis G3 is the source of this 1290-nucleotide messenger RNA. RefSeq lists its product as uncharacterized. The record is from RefSeq and is a predicted model, not a curated record. Lineage: Eukaryota; Parabasalia; Trichomonadida; Trichomonadidae. The transcript has a single exon. Bases 1 to 1290 code for a protein of 429 amino acids.
AUGUCAAAAUCAAAAAUAAAAGUGUCAGAAAUGAAGGAUUUGAAUACUCUUCAGGAUCUAAAUAUUGAGACUCCCGAAGAGUGUUUCGGAUUUUUGAGACGGACAGAAAUGAUAUUAGACUGCGAUUUAUAUAGAUCUCUUGGUAUUUACAUUCUUUCUCUUUUAGUAAUUUUUUCAACUUUUUAUUUGGGUCCUCAAUGCUUAAGAACAGUCGAAAAAGACUUUAAUAUCUCAAAUAGUAGUACUCAUAUCGCUUUUGACAUUUCAAUCGACGGCUUAAAUCAUUAUAACAGUUUUCUCAAGUUCCAAAUAAGUUUUCCGACAAAAGACGUACUCGAUACCAAAUCAGUACCAUUUAAUCUUGCCUUUAAUUCACAUCAAUACUUAAAUAACAUUUUAGUUCACGAAAUUCAUAUCCCAUAUCGAAAUUAUUCAUUAAAUUUUGUCAGAGGCUCCAAAUAUUCACAAGCCUUAAGAGUUUUCUCAUGCGAAGAUCUGGAUUUUACGCAUACAAAUUCAUCAAUAAUUAUUUCCUUCGAAAAUGAACCAUAUCCUGUACAUUUUAUUGCAACUACAGUAAGUUCAUCCUAUGUACAAUACACAUAUUUCAUUUACUUUGUUGGAUUUGUCAUGUCAGCUAUACUUUUAAUGAAUUUAAUUUCAUUCAGACUAAGUUUUUAUAUUAAUGCUAUAUACUUCAUGCAACUCUUACUUUCAGCCAUAGUCUUACUCAUUUGUUCAUUUCCUAGGCCAUUGUUACAAUCAAUUGUUGGAAAAUCUAAUAUUAACAUUGUAAACACAUUUUUAGCACAGUUUCUAUUUGUUUUCACAUGUUAUAUUGGUUUUGUACACUUAGAUGCAGGAAAACAAGUCAAUCAACAGAUGAAUUACACUUAUUCAUUUUUUACAUCGAUUUUCUUCAUUGCUUUCUUUCUUUUGAUGUUUGUUUACUCAUUUAAAUACUCGUUGAAGAACACAACGAAUCAGAUCAUACAACCUGAUAUAACAACAACAGGUUUUUCCAUUGCAAAAUACGCUUUAAUCGCAUUGUACAUUCCUUUCUUGUAUUUGUUUAAUUACAUGGCUGACUAUUAUAACAAAGUCGACCAAUUCGUCCACUUUUGCAUGCCAAUUUGUUUUGUUAUGUUCACCGCUGUUACGGAAUUCUUGACUCCUAGUAUUGUUGGAGUGGAAAUGAACUUCUCUCUGCAGAUUUAUACUUUCGCUGCGUCAAUUUCGUAUAUUUUGUUCUAUGCAUACUUAAAUUGGCCAAUUUCAGAAAAGAAAUAA